CAAGUCAAGGAAGCAAAGGCAGACCGUUUGCAAUGCUCCAAAUUGCCACCAUUAUGCCGUUGGUCUCAUCUCGGAAUUGUUGACCCCCCCCCCCCCCUUAGACUAACUACUGGCUGUUGCAAAAGUGCGUUUUAAUAAGGUAACGCAUUUUAAUAAUUUCUUUGAGAUAUCAGCAUGAACAUAUUUGAAUAUUUAAUUGACACAUUUUAUAAAAUGGGAAGUCCAAAGAAGAGUAGUGAAGUCCUACACAAAUACGGACGAGACUACCUUUUACAACUAAGAAUGCAUCCGUUAUCACUUCAGAAACCACAGAACUUGCCAAUCAUGGAAAUCGUCAAAGACCGACUAUAUUUACAUCAAAUAGAUAGCAUGGCUUCGCCAGGUGGAGACGAAUCUCAGUACCACCAUUAUACAGACGACAUGUAUGCGUUUAUGAAACAUGAUAAUGCAUAUAAGCGUUUUAGCCAACGUUCUUCUCCAGGAUACACUUCUCGGAGCUGCCCCGAAUAUGCAUCAUACCCAAAAUAUAAUGCACCAUUAACAAUUUCAAAGUACAGAUCAUGUUAUGAGUCCUCUCCUCAAAAACAGUUCUACAGAACAUCUUGUAAGAUUGAUAUGGCCGCAGAUGAUUUUUUCGAAAACUUUAAUGACAUCCAAAAUGCACCCUGGUAUAAAGAAACAUCAUCUCUCUAUACAAAUGAAAAUGAAUGGAAUCUGAAUCAAAAGAACUCAGAAAACAAAGUGUUGACUUCAAACAAUGGAUGCAAUCUUAAAAAUAAGAAAAAGCUUUCAAUUAUCGACCCUAAGACUGGGAAGAAUAUUCUGGAAGGAAUGGAAAACUCAACUGCAUCCCAAACAAGCAUUUCAAGCAAAGAAAAUGAAUGUGAAGCCAGACACAGUGUUGAAGUCAAUAGCUUAAUGAACAACGAAUGCAAAGACAUAAAGCGGAAUGUUGUGUCUGAUGAUGACUAUCCGAUGUUGACUACUGAGUCAUCAAAACAUCCCAGUGUUUUAUCCUACAAUCCUGAUUCUUCAGAUGAUGAAUUUAUGAAAGAAUACUCCGAAUACAAACUGAAAGCAUCCGAAAACUCAUCUCAAAAACUUCAGUAUGAAGAAAACGAAAAGAAUAUGGACAAAAGUAUUGGAUUUUCGCCAGCUGGAGAUCCAGGAACUAUUCAUCCUCCAACUGAUAAAGAAAAUACGGAAGAGAACGCCCGACAACCGAACGAUAAAGCUGACUCUCAGCAAUUAAAUGAUUUGAGAGCAAAAGAUCCAAGAAGUGGUGUUCAUGAAAUAAUCAGCUCAGAGGGCUGCAAUGACACAAACCUGAAGGAAAAGAUCCUGUUGUUGCGUGAUAAAAUUUAUACUAUGAAACAGGAGCAACAAAAAAUGGCUAUUUUGCAGAGUUUUCUGCGUUUCAAGAAACAGCAGUUGGACGAGAGUUUCCGAAGUUUGGAUGAUAAAAAAAUGGAUAUCAUUAAUUGGGAAUACAACUUGUACACCAAGGCUAAGAAACUGCACGAAAAAGAAUACUGGAUGACCAUGAAAAGCCAAAAUUUGAGGAAGAAAGAAAAACAACUGGAAGAGAAAGAAAAGUGGCUGGAUCUUAGGGAAAACGAAAUUAGAAAUAAGUAUAAUAAUGUACUUAAAAGAGAAGGAACAAAUAAUGCGUCACUAGAAAAUGGCGAAUUCCAUGGAGACACAAAGUUAGAAAACAAAUCAUCGCCAACUAAAAACGCAAUUGAUAUUAAUGGCGAACAGGAAGGCAAUAAUUGUAUCAAUUCUUCUACCAAGGAUGAUGAAAUCCUUCCACAAAAGUCCAAAGAUCUCUCGUCUGGCGAUAUUUGCGAAAUUCAGACCACUUCAGGAAAGUCACAGAAGUUUAAAGCAAGCGAUUAUUCCACAAGUUUAAAUUAUUCUAAAGUAAACAAGAAACCGAUAAGUUUUGAAGGAAGAAAAUAUCUUCCAGAGCAUGUCAAGCAAUGGUUCAAUCAGAGAGAUAAAAAUGCAAAAAAAGAAAACAAGCAUUAAUUUGCGUUGCAUUUUUGAAGUCAUGUGGACACAUGCGCUUUGUUUCGUAAAUAACCCAUACGAGCUUUCCAUUGUAGAAAAAAAGCGUUGCUUUUAGUAGAAUGGCUUAUAUUAAUAUUAUAACACGAGUGACAGAAGUUGUAUCCUGCAAAUAAAGCAGGGAAAUAUCUAUCAGACAACAAAAUUUGCUUGAAAUAAGUGUUUCUUAUUUGUAGGAAAGAUACAAAAAUUUCUUAAAAUUGUGACAUCUGUUAACAGAUAGUUGUGGUUAAAAAAAAAAUUUUUUUUCUUGAUGUUUUUACAAAAUUAAGAGAGGAAGA
Molecule: messenger RNA, 2351 nt
Organism: Parasteatoda tepidariorum (common house spider)
Lineage: Eukaryota; Metazoa; Arthropoda; Arachnida; Araneae; Theridiidae
Source: RefSeq, a predicted model, not a curated record